AUGAAUAAAUCCAUGAUUGAAGAUAUAUCAGAUGGUCUUGAAUCACGCCCUAUAAGUCUGGUCUAUGAUGACAUCAAGGAAUUGGAAGAAUUAAAAAAAUUGCAUCGGAAGUAUGAUGUACAUUGCGUGGUCAAGUUGUCCAAUGGGUUAGUGACAAAUGAGCCGUUAAAUGGUUCCUACUAUGAUGGAUGUGAUUGUAAAGACAAUUGUGUAUCGGAAGAUUGUGGGUGUAAAUCCGCACAUGGAUUUUUUUAUAAUAAUACAAAUCGUCGAGGCCUAAACAUUGACUUCCUACCUUCUAACUCAUCUUCAUUGACAAACAUCACACCAUCACUUUAUGAGUGCAACUCUUCGUGCACUUGCGCACCAUCUUUAUGUCUUAAUCGUAUUGUGCAGCAUGGUAUUCAAAUGCCCCUUCAGAUAUUCAAGACUACAAACGGGCGUGGAUGGGGUGUACGUGCCUUACAGAAGGUGCAUAAAGGGGAAUUUGUGUGCGAGUAUGCUGGUGAAAUUAUAAAAACUGAAGAAGCUCAACGAAGAUGGCGGGAAAUGAAUGUGAAAGACGAAACAAUUGAAUGUGAUACAGCACAAAACUAUAUCCUAUGUUUAAGAGAACAUGUACAAGAUCGAAUCCUUCGAACCAACAUAGAUCCAACUCAUAUUGGUAAUGUCGGAAGAUACAUAAAUCACUCCUGUUCACCGAAUCUUUGGAUUUAUCUAGUUCGCAUUAAUUCCUUAAUUCCCGUUGCUGCGCUGUUUGCCAAUUGCGAUAUUGAUGCGGGAGAAGAAUUAACAUUUGAUUAUGCUGGUGGACAAUUUCAAAGCGAAAGUCCUACAGAG
This is a messenger RNA of Acaulospora morrowiae, 840 nucleotides long. Lineage: Eukaryota; Fungi; Glomeromycota; Glomeromycetes; Diversisporales; Acaulosporaceae. The record is from the annotation of a GenBank genome assembly.